GCACUCUGAAGCCUUGAAGGACACCUUUGCUUUAUUGAAGACCAUGGAUAUAUGUUUGGAUUGUACUGUGGUGUGCCACCUAAUACAGAACAUUGUCAUUCAUUUGCCUAAGAAAAUGAAGCCGCAUCCUAAUUUUUGAAUUAGAAGAAUGGGUCCAGAUGUUCCUUUACUAAAUGAGUACAAGCAGGAAUUCUUUUGGAAACGGUUUCCACAAACAGUGCUUGGGGGACCACGAUUCAAACUUGGAUAUAGUGCUCCUCCCUAUAUUUACAUCAAUCAGGCCAUUUUGUUUUUGAUACCAUGGCUCUUGGGGGGUGCUGGCACUGUACUGGGCGAAGUGAAAGUGUUGCAAGACUAUUAUACAGCAGUGUUCUCAGGAGGACUGAUGCUCAUUGCAGCAUUCAUCAUUCAGCUUUUAAAUCUAUAUGCAAGAAAGAAGACAUCAACUGUAGAAAGGCUGCAAAAUCAAAACACCCUAACAGAUGAAGACGAAUAUGAUUUCAAUAGCUGCCUUGGGUCAGAAACGAUCAAAUUUGUAAUUCCAGGCAAGAAGUUCAUAGCCAAUACCAUAUUUCAUUCACUUGUCGCUGGAGUGUUGUGUGGACUGGGAACAUGGUAUUUACUACCUUACAGGCUCAACUUGCUUUACGGCAAUAUCGGUGGGACAGUCAUGAUCUUUAUAUUUGGAUGGCUAACGAUAUGCAUUGGCGAAUAUUGUUUAAUCGUGAAUUCUGCAACAGAAACCGCUACAUUUCAUGCACAGGACACCUAUGAAAUUACAGCCCUCCUACGCCCUGCCUAUAUUUUUGCUUUUAUUGCUGUUGACCUUGCAGACAGGUUUAUUGUGACUGUACCAGCCCUACAAUUGGCCAACCAAGUCUUGCAUGUUGUCUUUUUGUUUUUGCCAUUUCUGUGGGCACUGGGAAUUCUUCCACCUCUGGAUGCAUUGGUUCUUUGGGGAAUGGAGCAAACACUGGAAUUUAUCUUGGGUGGCUCACCUAUGUCUAGUAAUCUGAGGGUGCUAAUACUAUUUAUCAUAUCUGCUGCAACAACAAUAUCUGCUUAUUUCAUACCAAACUCUGUCGGUUUAGUUUUAUUUAUGGCUGGACUUGGAUUCAUCCUUAGUCUUGAUUUGACAGAAAUGUGUAUCGUGCUCAAGCAUCUCCUGAAGAGACUUUCACCUUUCAUGAAAUCAACAAGUCCUGCUUCUUUGCACUGGCAAUUGAGCUGGAAAGAGCCUACUGUUUACUUUGUCAUUUUACUUUUGAUUCUUCUUGAAGCAAGCCUGUUGCAUUAUUUUGCUUAUUCCGCAUUCUCAAUAUCAAGUGCACAGGCCAUAGUCAGUUACUGUUUGAUCAUAUUACUGGUUUCUCUCUGGAUUCUCAAAGAAAUGCAAGGUGCUUACAUACUGGGGAUUAUAAGGAACCCCUUUUUCCAGAGUGACAUCAGGAUGCUAAAUGACUUUAUGAAGAAACAAAGCCGGUUACGGAAAGUUGCAGUGGCCAGGAGAAUUCUGCUCACAUUAGUGUCUCCUUUUGCAAUGGUGGCGUAUCUCUCACUAGACACAUCUCUGUAUAAUCUCCAUUCUGCCUCUGUUUGCAUUGGAUUUACAAGAGCUUAUAGAACGAUUUGGCAGAAUACAGAGAAUGCAUUGUUUGAGAUGGUCAUUGUGUCUAUUGUACAGCUUUUGGUUUUUAACACAAGUGUAUGGUGGAAUGUAAGCCUGGAUACAGGGAUUCGACUUCUCCUGAUCGCAUUUAUUCGUGACCGAUUAUGUCAGCUAGUUUCCAAACUGCAGUUUGCCAUUACUGUUCUCCUGACUUCCUGGACAGAGAAGAAGCAAAGGCGAAAAUCUUCAACCAGCCUAAUCACAGUGAACAUUAUAUUCUUCCCCUUUGUGCUGAGUUUUGUCAUCCUUUCUGCAGUGCUCUCAUCCCCUUUGCUUGCCCUCUUCACUCUGCCAGUUUUCCUGGUAGGAUUUCCCAGACCAGUUCGGAGUUGGCCAGGAGCUGUGGGUGCCUCGGCAUGUUUCUGUACAGAUACUGUGUACUACCAACAGAUGGUCCCUGGUUUGGUUGCUGCUCUGCAAUCUGCUUUUGCAUCUGGUAGUCUAGGAUUGGUUACUCCUGGAUCCCACUUUCUCUGCCGUUUUCAAGAUCGUUUGAUAUGGUUACUGGUUCUUGAAAGAGGUUACACAUAUUGCUGUGUGAAUAUUAAGGGUUUGGAACUACAGGAGACAUCUUGCCACACAGCCGAGGCACGAAGAGUCGAUGAAGUAUUUGAAAUGGCCUUUGAACAGGCAGAAAGUGCAGGAAUAUUUGCUCUGAAUCACCAUUUUGGAAACAUCAUGACGCCAUGUACUGUUGUCCCUGUAAGAUUGUACUCAGAUGCCCGCAAUGUUUUGUCUGGUAUAAUAGACUCUCACGAGAACCUUAGGCAAUUCAGAGAUGAUUUCAUUAAAGUUCUCCUGUGGGUUCUUAUAAAUUCUUGCUACAGAAACUCAAAAUCCCAUAAAAGCAUGGAUGUGGAUGAAAAUGAAGAAAACAUGCCAGCUCCUUCUAAAACCCAAGCUCAAACUGGUAGUGAUCCCAUCGCAGGAAACCCCGAUGAAUUAAAAGCUGCAGAAAAUAUUCAUGAAGACUUUGAUGAAUGGUCGGAUGAUGACAUAUUUGAGAUUCUUCCUCGCACAAAUAAAACUGGAAUUAGACCGAUCGUGGCGUUUACAGGCGACAAGCUGUCCAUUCCAGGAUGUGUUGAAAUGAAACAUGUGGACAAUAGUGUUGAACAAGAUAUAGCGGUGGAUAAACUUUAUUCUGUGGUUGGAUUUGGUUUUCCUGCUAUCGACAAGGGGAAACAGACUCUUACUGAGCAUUUUAAUAUGGUGCCGUUCAAUAGCUCAUACUCUAGAUUUCUCCGCAUACCUCAGGAUUGGAUAUUUGUUUCCUUGCCUCAAUUAAAACUGAAUGAGAUGAAGCAGAUGUUUCCAAGAGACUGGUAUGAAUUCAUUUUCACCCAGCUAGAUUUCCAUCACUUGAAUGAAAAGCCUUCAACUGUCCAGGAUGAACUCAGCAAAGACAGUUGUCUGCAAGAUCAGUUUAUCCAAGGACUGUCAUCCAUUUAUUUUGCCUUCUUUGGGAUGGAAAACUUGGUUCCUAGUUCUGCAUGGUUGUUCAGAGCUUAUCUAGGUGGUAUGCCGUGGUCGGUUUCCUUGGAUUGGUUAACUGGAAGACCAGAAUUAUUUCAACUUGCACUAAAAGCAUUUAGGUAUACAUUUAAGCUAAUGGUUGAUAAAUCCAGUCUGGGACAAGUAGAAGAUUUUAAAGAGCUCAUCAACUAUUUAGAAGAAUAUGAUAAUGACUGGUAUAUCGGGCUGGCAUCGGACAUGGAGUGGCAGCAGGCUGUUUUGCAAGAGAAACCUUAUCUUUUUUCCUUAGGUCAUGACCCAAAUAUGGGAGUUUAUACUGGCAGAGUUCUUACCCUUCAAGAGCAACUGGUGCAGAUUGGCAAAUUGAACGCAGAAGCGGUUCGAGGCCAGUGGGCAAAUCUAUCGUGGGAACUAUUGUACGCUACAAACGAUGAUGAAGAACGUUACAGCAUUCAGGCUCACCCCAUACUUUUGCGGAAUCUGACAGUGCAAGCUGCAGACCCUCCUCUUGGAUACCCAAUUUAUUCCUCUGUACCACUCCAUGUGCCACUGUAUUAAUGUUUUGGUUCUGUGUAUCUGCAUGUUCAGUCUGAAGCACUACAUUAUCACACCCCGGUUGCACAUUUAUACAUGCUGCUGUUGGACUCCCUGCGCUGACAUGUUUUGUCUAAUUUAUUCCUGUUUAUUCCAUACAUUUAUCGUUAGUAUACCUUAAGGUAGACAGGUGUAUUCUGGUGCAUUACUUUACAGCAAACUUGUAAAUAUAUGUACAAUUUAGAGAAAGAAGACCCACAACAUUUGACCAAAAUGUAUGUAAAUAAUGUAUGAUAUUUUUAAAAUAAAGAUUUCCUUUUUAUUACAGUAAUUCUCUGGAUUAGCUGUAAGUCUGCAUUAAAAGUCAGAUG
Xenopus laevis (African clawed frog) is the source of this 4050-nucleotide messenger RNA. RefSeq names its product pecanex 4, L homeolog (gene pcnx4.L). The record is from RefSeq and is marked provisional. Gene Ontology annotation, cellular component: membrane. NCBI's taxonomy places the organism in Eukaryota, Metazoa, Chordata, Amphibia, Anura, Pipidae.